AUGUGCCGCUUGACCUUCUUCUUGCUGGGUCUUUCAACCACCCAAGUGCUUGGUGCAGCACUCGGCAAGAGAGCGGCCGUGGAUGACUGUCUUAAAGCGGCUUCCAUCCCAGUAGACACACCAGGCUCUGCAGAUUGGAAAGCCGACGCAGCGCCUUACAACCCUCGAUUAACGUAUACACCGGUAGCGAUUGCUGUACCGACGUCUAUCGAGCAUAUACAGGCAGCUGUCUCAUGUGCGGCAAAGGCUGGUGUUAAAGUCAACGCCAAGGCGGGUGGCCACAGCUACACCUCUCUGGGAUUCGGGGGCGAAGACGGGCACUUGAUGGUUCAACUGGACCGGAUGUACAAUGUCACGUUGGAUAAGAAAACGAACAUUGCAACUGUUCAAGCAGGAACACGACUAGGCCAUGUUGCGACAGAACUGUAUAACCAGGGGCAGAGGGCCUUCCCACACGGAACUUGCCCUGGCGUUGGAGUGUCCGGACAUGCGCUCCACGGAGGGUUCGGCAUGAGUUCUCACUUAUAUGGCUUGGCAUUGGACUGGAUCGUGGGCAUGACCGUCGUUCUGGCUAACUCCUCAGUUGUUCACACUUCAGAAACUGAGAAUCCGGAUUUGUUCUGGGCACUCAGGGGUGCCGGAUCGAACUUUGGCAUUGUAGCUCAGUAUGAGUUCAAGACCUUCGCUGCACCGUCCAGCGUGACCUAUUUCACCGCCUCGAUGCCUUUGACGAGGGCGAAUGGCGUGGAGAGAAUGGAGGCCCUGGAAGACUACAUCAAGAACUCCAUGCCCGCCGAGCUCAACAUGCGGCUCUUUGCCGGGUCGUCAUUCACUCAACUGGAAGGGCAGUUCUUUGGUGAUGUUGCAGGGCUUAGAAUUGCUCUCGCUCCGCUGUUGAACAAGACUGGUGGCUCUAUUCAGAUGGCCCAGAGCACGGGCUGGAUAGAAGCUCUUACCCAUUAUGCCAACGGCAAGUUGGACGUCACUCGCCCAUAUUCAUUGCAAGAAACGAUUUACUCCAAGAGUUUGGAGCUGACAGGACUCAAUGGAACAGCGGCCAAAGACUUCGUCAACUACUGGUUCGAUACAGCCAAGAACUUGAAAACCAGGUCAUGGUACUUUCAGCUGGACGCUCAUGGUGGAAAGAACUCGGCAAUCACCAAUGGAAAUCACGCUUCUUCUUCAUAUGCCCACCGAGACAAGCUAUAUCUGAUCCAAUUCUACGACCGACAGUACAGCGGAGCAUAUCCUUCAACUGGGUACUCCUUCUUGGACAACUGGGUUGCCAAUACGACAUCCAGUCUUGCAAAAGCGGACUGGGGCAUGUACAUCAACUAUGCUGAUUCGAGCCUCAGUCGCGCCACGGCGCAGCAGGUUUACUAUGGUACCAGCUUGCCACGGCUGCAGCGCAUCAAAGCAGCUCUUGAUCCACAGGAGCUCUUCUUCUAUCCGCAAUCAAUACAGCCUAAUGCAGCGGCGUGA
Messenger RNA from Neoarthrinium moseri, 1482 nucleotides. RefSeq lists its product as uncharacterized. The record is from RefSeq and is a predicted model, not a curated record. Gene Ontology annotation, molecular function: oxidoreductase activity; FAD binding. NCBI's taxonomy places the organism in Eukaryota, Fungi, Ascomycota, Sordariomycetes, Amphisphaeriales, Apiosporaceae. The coding region runs from base 1 to 1482 and encodes 493 amino acids. The transcript has 3 exons.